Molecule: messenger RNA, 1614 nt
Organism: Talaromyces atroroseus
Lineage: Eukaryota; Fungi; Ascomycota; Eurotiomycetes; Eurotiales; Trichocomaceae
Exons: 3
Coding region: 1-1614 (537 amino acids)
Source: RefSeq, a predicted model, not a curated record
AUGGCAAUGGCUACCUCCUCGUGGGAACAGAUUCGCGAUGCCAAAAAGGCCGAGCAGGCUGCCCGCAUUCCGGCAGCGUGGAAACUGAAAGAGUUCCCCUCUGAAGAGACACGAGAUUUGCGGUCAUAUGCAAAGACGUCCGGAAUUCUCUCGGGAAGGGAGCUCGAGAUAACGGACGUCGACGCAAGUACGCUCGUCGAGAAGCUUGCCAGUGGGACAUACACCGCCGUCGAGGUUGUGACAGCCUACUGCAAACGUGCCGCCAUCGCCCAGCAGUUGACCAACUGUCUGACUGAGAUAGCCUUUGCAGAAGCAAUCAACACCGCCAAAUCUCUUGAUGAGCACUACAAGGCGAGCGGCAAGGUUGUCGGGCCCCUUCAUGGCCUCCCGAUGACCUUCAAGGAGUGCUUCAAUCUUAAGGGCUACGACUCGAGUAAUGCCUACGUCUCGAAGGCUUUCAGCCCUGUUGACUACGAUGCAUACCUGGUCGAAAUUGUCAAGAAAGCCGGUGCAGUUCCAAUCGCCAAGACCAAUGUUCCACAAACCAUGCUCGUGGCCGAAGCCGAGAACAAUCUCUUCGGCAGGACCAAAAACCCCAUAGUUGCCCAACUCACUUCUGGCGGCUCAAGUGGUGGCGAGGGUGUUGUGGUGGCAUAUCAUGGAAGCGCUAUUGGAAUUGGCACCGAUGUUGGAGGCUCAAUUCGAAUUCCAUCUGCCGCCAACGGCGUCUAUGGCUACAAACCAACAUUCGGAAUUCUUCCAAUGCUCAAGUACGCCAAUUCCACACAUGCCGGGCUUAACACCGGUAUCCCUGCUGUGUGUGGGCCUAUUGCUCGAUCCGUGAAAGACCUGAAACUCCUUACCCAAAUCGUGCGCAACGAGAAGCCUUGGUUGACAGAUCCAUCCAUUAUUCCAUAUGUCUUCGAGCACGGUGUACAGGACAGAAAGCCCAUUGUGGGUGUGAUUUAUCAAUCGGACACCCUAACACCUCACCCUCCCAUUCGCCGCGCGCUCCAUGAGACAGUCGAAAAGCUCAAGGCCGCCGGUCUAGAAGUGAAAGAAUUCAUCCCACCCAGCUUUGCUGCCAUCAACGAAGUCACAAGGCAACUAUUCACGCUGGAUGGCCUCUCAUAUGCCAAGCGUGUCCUAUCAGAGUCUGGGGAGCCCCCCGUAGCCUCUGUACGCUCAAUCGGGUUUUGGGAUUUGCCUGCCAAAACAUCCGAAGAAAACUGGGCUUGGAACGCCAAGAAACAGAAUUUCCAGAAGGAGAUGCUCGACAAGUGGACCACCGCUGGCGUAGACAUUGUACUGUGUCCGGCUGGUGCGCACACUGCUCUGCGCCCAAGAGAAUGGACCAAUGACUCAUACACUGUUACAUGGAAUGCGAUGGACUAUCCCGCGGUCAUUGUGCCUGUGUCCCAUGUGGACCCAGCCAAGGAUCUGAAGGACUCGUUGGAAAAGCCGCUCUCAAUUAUGGAUGUGGAGUUCUACGCUAAAUAUGACCCAGAACUUAUGGCUGGCGCGCCCAUUUCUUUGCAGCUCGUAGGGCCUAGACUAGGGGAUGAGCAGUUGCUGCAAGAUGUUGAGCUGAUCGAUUCGAUAAUAAAGCAGUAG